This is a messenger RNA of Fusarium vanettenii 77-13-4, 735 nucleotides long. RefSeq lists its product as uncharacterized. The annotation marks the transcript as partial. The record is from RefSeq and is a predicted model, not a curated record. The transcript is spliced from 3 exons. Lineage: Eukaryota; Fungi; Ascomycota; Sordariomycetes; Hypocreales; Nectriaceae.
UUCAAUAUGGGCGAUUACCUGACCAUGGCGGCAUGUCUGUGCUGCAUGGUCAGACUGGCUCUGAUCCACGUCGUGCUGACCUGGGGAACCAAUAACGUUCCAGCAGCGAUCCGAAAGACGAAGAUCUUCACAGAGGAUGAGAUCUACAGGAGGGAGAUCGGAAGCAAGUUUGCCAUCGCUAAUCGCGUCUUUUACAAUUCAUUCCUUUGGCUGCAGAAACUCGUCCUUCUUGAUGUCUAUCGACGUCUUCUCUUGAACCUACGUUACGAAAAGAUCAUCAUGAUCUCUUUCCUUGUUGUCUUCUUUGUCACUUACGUCGCCGUCCAAGUCACUACCUUCAGCGAAUGCAAACCCUUCCACUUGUACUGGCAAGUGGUUCCUGACCCUGGUUCUUGCGCCAAGGCUCAGCUACAACUCAUCGUUGUCGGCGUCCUCAAUAUCGUCACCGAUGUAUUGCUCCUCGCCGUUCCGAUCCCUCUCUUCUUCUCCCUCAAGACAUCCUGGAAGCGAAAACUCAAGCUAUAUGUCUUAUUCACUCUUGGCAUCUUUAUUGUUGCUAUCACCGUUAUUCGCCUACCGAUCAACGCGACCAAUAAGGAUAGCCAAGUCAACCGAACGACGUGGGCCAGCACCGAGCUCCUCACAGCCACGAUAGUCGUUAACGCGCCCACCAUCUACGGCCUCUGGAAUAAGAAGAAGCAGGACUCCGCCUACUCUAACUCGCAUGGGACUGGU